Molecule: messenger RNA, 7253 nt
Organism: Panicum virgatum (switchgrass)
Lineage: Eukaryota; Viridiplantae; Streptophyta; Magnoliopsida; Poales; Poaceae
Product: tRNA-specific 2-thiouridylase MnmA-like
Exons: 11
Coding region: 5392-6855 (487 amino acids)
Biological process (GO): tRNA processing
Molecular function (GO): sulfurtransferase activity
Source: RefSeq, a predicted model, not a curated record
CACCCGGCUGCCUGCCCAUGCCGUCGUCUGCUCGCUCGUCCUUGCGUCGUCCUCAUCCUUAUCCCAAGCCGGCAGCCUGCUCUCUUCCUCGUCUCCCUGGCUCGGCCCCUUUUCUUCUUCCUAUAGCUCCCACUGACCGAGCUCGAGCAGCUCAAUGUCAGCCGGCCAAAUCCGUCGGCCACACCUCCUCCCUCUCCGAUUCCGCGCGCCCAAGCCUUCCCCACCCCUUCCUCUCCUCCUUGCUCGCCUAUGAAGGCAGCUCCGGCCACCGAUGCGGCUGGAGUUCCACAUCUCGUGGCCGCUGGGCACCUCAUGGCAGCCUGCCAGUCACCUUGCUGGUGAACUCUAUCUUCCCGGCCACCAGGGGUACCACUACCUAUGCCUGUGUAUCUAGCACUCCGGUCCCUGCAGCACAAGAUGCUCCUACACGGUGGCUCCUCCAUGUGCUGGUGCUCCUUCCCAGCACUUCAGUAGGCAACAGGUACGCUAGAUGCACGACGUGUGGAGCUAAAGGAUAAAGUCGGAGCCGAACCCGAAGAUGAUGUUUGGUUGACAUAUCCAGAAGAUGGAUGGAUGGAUCCCGAUGUGCCCGACCGAAGGCAGGUGCUCGUCAAACGAGUAUCAUCUAACUAACACUGACCUUGUGUCAAAUCCCAGGCAAGCCCCGGAGCAUAACUCCUAAUUUGAGUAUUCAAUGUUUAUUUAAGUAUUUGUGCAUUUAAGUAUUAGGAGUUGUAUGAAACCCUAGUAUGCAUGCUCUCCCUAGGUACCUGUGAGUCCAUACUAGUGUGCAGGUAUCGUUAGCAAUGCUCUGCUAAAUAGGAUUUCGGUAGAAGUCGAGUGAUUACUAUCACUCGCGAGUUUAGGAUCUUGAUUCUUUAGCUAUGGCUUUGAAUGAGUUGUUGAGUAAAGAGAAAUGGAGACCGGGCGGAAAUGAGUUGGUUUAAUGGUAUAGAAUGGAUGAAAAGAAAUCUCCGCCUGUGUCGAUUGAGGACCGUUCCGUUGUUGGCAGUGUUGAUCGAGGAUUGAACAGUACUAACCACAUACCGGAAGUAGGAGGUAGUCGAAACCGGUGAGCUAUGUACCACUUUACAGCGGUGAUUUGAAUUUCCGUCAUGCUACGCUGGGCGUGGGAGUUGGCGGGUGUUGGAUAGGAUGCCGCCUCCGGGUUCUCCGGGAGUUCACCGCGAGGGGCCCAUCACCUGGGUUUUAGCAGGCGUAGUUCAGAUGCCGUGGUAAUGAUGGAAACAGUUGACGCGCGUGACCCGACGGGGUUUACAUGCGUCGUGUGAGUUAGGUCCACCUUGCAAGGUUAAAUCGGAUCGAUUCGCCGUGACUCGCGGUUAUGAGAGCCUUGAUCUCUUUGUCACAUCGUAGUAAAGGAUGGAAUGAGAAUGAGUUGAAGACGUUGAAUGGUUUAAAUAUAGGUUUAAUGUGAUCAACCAUGCUUGCUUAGAUGUCAGGCAAAUUUAGUUGGUACUUGAUAAACUUAAAUUGAGCUAAAAUAUUGAAAGUAAGGAUCCAGUAUUAGUAGUCUUUCAGCAAAACAAACUCCAGAGCCAAAAAGCUUUGCAUGUCUAGAUAGUGGGCUAAGUAUACCCGUGUCGGGUAAGUCUUGCUGAGUAUUAGUAUACUCAGGGUUUGUUGUCACCCUGUUUUCAGGUAUUUAUUAUUGGUGGAAGCUAACCAGGAUGCACAUUGGUGGGCUCGAUGUGACGUCCUCCCGACUUCGUAGUUAUCGUGAUUUUUAAACUAAACUUCUAUUUAAAUUCCGUUGCACUUUUAAUUCUGAUAAUUUGUUUAAAACUCAUUUUGUGAAGUUCUGUUUUGUAAUUUAAAUUUGAGAAACUUCUGUUUGCACGUAAUCAUCUGUGCUCACCUUCGGGUGAGACUUCCGGUGUUUUCGAUCCUUAACCCAGCAGGCUGCCAGAUUACACCAUUUUAAGUGCGCGGUGGCUUGAUUAAUACUUAAAAUGGUAGUUAGCGCACUUAACCCGGUUUAAUUUGGGCGGUUCUGCCACAUCCGUGGCAGGCGAGCAACUCCCGGCCAGCGAGGGUCUCCGCGGCGGCGAGCGGCUCCACCCAGCCGUUGGUGAUUUUUUUUCUUUUUUUUCUUACUUUUCUGAAAUAGAGAUGGGUGUUGAUUGUAUCUAUCCUGUGAUCGAUUCUUUGAAUGAUAAAUCUAUAUAUGGAUUUUGUAUAUGUCGAUCCAAUAUUUUGUGGUUGAUUCUUGAAUGAUUGGUGGAAGGUGGGAAGAGAACGGAAGAGGAUACGAGGGAACGGGAGAGGAUGCGUUGGAACGGGGUGACCGCCUUUGGUACCGGUUGUUAUUUUCAACUGGUGCCAAAGAAUACUUUAGGCACCGGUUGAUUUACCCGGUGACGAAGAGGGAGGCCAAAGGUCGCGGUUUCGGGGUACCGGUUCAAAAACCAGUACCUAUGUCUCCUUUCAACCGGUGCCUAUGGCUGUUUUUUUAGUAGUGGCAGCCCGGUGGCUGUGUGUGGAGAGUGACAUCAUGGUCCCAGCCUUCGAAGGAUUUAGGAUGGUCUCGGCCUCUCGGGUAGCUUGCUGCUGGGCUUUCCCUUUUGUUUAGGGCAUGUUUGGUUUACUUCCCACCUCAACCUGGCUAGCUGCAGCGAUGCACGCUCCCUUCGGCCAGGCUUGCCAGGUGCAGUAGCCUCUUGAUUGGUUACCGUAGCCAUGCAUAGAAAUCGUUUGGUUGCCUUGCCUGCACGACUAGCGCUCAACAAUCUUUUCUCCUAUGCAGGCUUCCCCAAGCAGCUCAUUCCUGCACCGCAGGAGCCAGGCCCGGAGGAAACGACCGAAUCCAUCGUGGGAACCUGGCUCGAGUGGUAUGGUCGCAUGAGCGUAGCCUGACUCAGCCGUCCGUGCAGGCAAGCAAACAUGGCGCAGCUGCACGACGUCAGCCUGGUCACAGGACAAACUGGCAUCCAAACACGCCCUUAUGUACCCGGCUGCACUGCAAGGGGCAUUAGAAAAAGGCCACUUGCAGUGAGCACACUUGCAGCAAGAUUUUUUUCCCUAUAGAAAACGAGCUUUUUAUUGCUCAGAAAUAACAAUUCAAACAAUCAACAAUUGAAAUAAUCCUACAAAAUCUGAUUCAAAAUAUGGUACGCUAAAUUUUCUUCAAUAUACAUAAAAGGACAUGGCUAAUUUACAGCUAACCGUAAAUUACAAUAAUCACACGGCCGCUCCAUUUUGGAUGCAUGCCUGUAUGUGAGGAAAAGAGAGGAGAGAAAAAAUGAUGACGCCCAUGCAUACAUUUAAUUCAAAAAUAAAAAAAGAUUAUAGUUUCAAAAUCGAGCAUCAAAAUCAAAAUCCGAUUACACCGUUGUGUUUGUUUCAAUAAAAGCUUUAAAACAAGAUCUCAUACCACUAUAUUUUGAUGAUAUAUUUUUUAGUGUAUUCUAAUUUGCUUUUGAUGUUUGCAAAAAUUGCUUAUGGGUUUACACAAUAUUGCUUUGCUUGGCAGAAUUCAAUUAAGUGGAUAUUGGUGCUUCAUGUUGUGAAGAUUCAUUGUUUGGUGUCAUUAGUAGAUAAAGGUAAUAACUUUGUUAGAUAGGUGAAUGUUUAUUGCAUGGUCAAUAAUAGUCAACUUUAGCAGAUCGGUUAACCAAGUUAACUAAUUUAUUUUAUUAUUUUUCUAUUAUACAUAAAGAAAUUUAUGUGUUUUGAAAUGUUGUCAGACAUAUACAAGUAGGGUCUUAUUUCGAAGGUCUUUUCGAAAGAGAUAAUUGUGCAAUUGAAAAUUAAAUUUGAUGAAUUAUUUAAGAGCUAUAACAUUUUUAAGUUUUAAAAUUGCUUGCACAUGCCAUGCACGUGGAUGUGGAGAUAAAUUUAGCUUGCGGUGCAUUACCAAAUGGACGGUCAGCCGUAAUAAAGUUAUUACCAUUAUAUUAUUAAGAAAGAAAAAGAUAUCACUCAUUGUGGUUGCUGAAAACAGGAUCCUAAUUUUGUGAGGACAGUAUGGUACGAUAGCAUUUUAGAAUCGGACGGUAUAAUACAAGAUUCUACAUGAUCCUAACAUAUUUUUCUCCAAUUAUUUCAUUUUAGUAGUGGUGCACACGUUUAUUUGUGUAUUUUAAAACAAAAUCUCAUUAAUAAAUAUAGGAAACAUCUAGAAUAAAAGUUUUAACAAACCUAGAUUUUUUUAAAAAAUAUCAAAAUUCUUUUUAAUUUUCUAACAUUUUGAUAUCUAAAAUACAUCUUGCCUUGCAUAUACCUUAGAACUUGGAUUGAGGCGUAUAUAGGAAGGAAUAAAUGAGAUGUUUUCUUAGAAAAACAGUAAGAACCAGAAGUUUUUCUAAUCCUACAAUAAUCAUCCUACCAGGAUUCGACCAUGAUCAUGCAAAAUAGUUACCAGCAGUGCAAAAAUAUAAUUACGGCUCCUAUCUUAAUACGAGAUAUGCUACGACCAUUAAACCACAUUUUUUUUGGCAAAGUGAUCAUAAUUUCUAGGGUUGAAAACGAAAACGAAAAUUUUCGAUUACCGGGAACGUUUUCGAAAUUUUACCAAGAUUCUGGUGUAAAUGAAAAUGAAAACGACUACCGAAAAUAUGAAAACAAAAAUAAUAUUUUUAUCCAAAACUGAAAGCGAAAUGAUUUCAGCCUCUACUGACAAUUUUCAAAAAUUACUGUAUUUAUUCGGUAAUUUACCAUAUGUAUUACCGUAUUUGAAGCUCAGCCCAACACAUGCCUGAGGUUCAGCUGUAGGCAUAAGCAGCAUGCGGCCCUACACUAGCACUAUUCUUAAUGGCAUGCUAGUCUAUGUUUAAAUCUCUAUUUGAAUUUGGUUAAUGAUCAUGUAUGACUAUGUCAUGUAUGCUGUAUGCAACUUUGUGUCAUACUAUCGUGCAUGCUACUAUGUGUCAGUUAUCACGGUUUGGUUCGAUAUUUGGAUUAAUAUCUUAAUCGAAUCUUCACUAUUUGCAUAUGAGAUGUGUCAAGUCAUAUAAUUAAUGUUAUGCUCUAUUGUUUGAUGUAUUUAUCAUUUUUUAAAUACUGGUUUGAUGGGUUUCGACCGUUAUCGAUGUGUUCUCGACCGUAUAUUUCCGUUUUUGAAAUUACCAGAAUACCGGCGCCGUUUUCGUUUCAGAAAAUACCGUACCGCUUUCGUUUCCGAUGAAAAAAAUGUGAAAACGAAAAUGGUGGAGUCUUUCGUCGAUCGUUUUCGACCGUUUUCAUCCCUAAUUUCUAUGCGUGUUAGCGUGAAAAAAAAACGUAAAGUCAUCUUCCAGAUUAGAAGACGAACUUUGAGAGUCACCGCUUAAUACGCUUUCUGUCUUCUCCUUCCCUGAACCAAAGCCUGACCCAAUCCACCAUCGUACGAAGCGCUCCGCGGCCGCCGAGAGAUCGCGGCGAGCGCCACCCAUGCUGCGCGUCGUCGUCUCUACCCUCCCCGCCCUCUGCCCGCUCCUCCGGCGCCAGCCUCUGCUAAACCCUAAACCCCUCAUCCGCGCUCGCCUGCCGCAGUGGCCGUUCUGCGCGCUAUCGUCCUCCGCGCCUCCCGCCACCCCCGCGCCCAGCGCCGCGGGGGCGGGAGAGGCGGUUCGAGUGGAGGAGCACCUGACGCUGUGCGCGGCGGCGGGCCGGGCGCCGCUGCGGGUGGCGGUGCUGGUGAGCGGUGGGGUGGACAGCAGCGUCGCGCUCCGCCUCCUCCACGCCGCCGGCCACCGCUGCACCGCGUUCUACCUUAAGAUUUGGUUCCAGGAAGAUUUCAGGAACUUUUGGUCCGAGUGCCCGUGGGACGAGGAUUUAAAGUAUGCACAAGCUGUUUGUGACAAGAUUGAUGUACAAUUGGAGGUGGUCCAUCUGUCCGAUGAGUACUGGAACCAUGUGGUAUCUCACAUCAUCAAUGAGUAUCGCUGCGGCCGCACACCAAAUCCUGAUGUUCUUUGCAAUACAAGAAUAAAGUUUGGGGCUUUCUUAGAAGCUAUUGAAAAUCUGGGAUUUGACUACAUAGCUUCAGGACAUUAUGCAUAUGUAGUCCAUCCUUCUGUUGAAAAUACUGAUGCACCGUCGCUACUACUAUUAUCAAAGGAUAAGAUCAAAGAUCAGACCUAUUUUCUCUCUCAUCUAUCUCAGUCUCAGCUAAGAAGGCUUCUUUUCCCGCUAGGAUGUAUCAAAAAGGAUGAGGUGCGCAGGCUGGCUGCUCAAAUGGGUCUUCCUAAUCAAGGUAGAAAGGACUCACAAGGGAUAUGCUUUCUUGGAAAGGUCAAGUUUAGUGAGUUUGUUGAAAGACAUAUAGGCGAGAUGGAGGGAAUCAUAUUGGAAGCUGAAUCUGGAGAUUACCUAGGGAACCACCGGGGGUUUUGGUUCUAUACAAUUGGUCAACGGCAAGGAUUGCGGCUUGCUGGAGGACCUUGGUAUGUAGUUGAGAAAGAUGUUCAAAACAAUGUAGUUUUCGUAUCAAGGAAUUACUAUUCACUGGAUAAGCGGAGGCGCACAUUUCGUGUUGGAUCACUAAACUGGUUUGAUGAUUCUGGACCUGGAAACAGUGAACGACUUAAGUGCAAGGUGCGGCAUAGCCCUGAAUUCCAUGAUUGCACUGUGACAAAAGAGCAUACCGAAGAAAAUGGAGAUGUUUUGAUGGUGCGACUAUCUGAAGAUGACCAGGGAUUAGCAGCUGGUCAGUUUGCAGCAUUCUACCGUGAAGAUUUAUGCCUGGGUUCAGGCAUAAUUUUGGAUUCCUGGGAUGAGACGAGCUUUCCCAUCUGCUCAAGGGCACUUGAAAUCGCUAGAUUGGAGGACAAGUCGAGCCUAGGGAAGCCAGUAAGAAUCAUCAACUUGGAACACAUAGUUAAACCAGAACAGGAGGCAAUCAAAGUAGCCUGACGGAACCCAGCUGAUGUGACCUUUUCCUUACUGCACCAAGGGUCCUGCAAAGCUAUAUACACUGGCAGUUUCGCGAGCCCUGUCAAAGUGUCAAUUCAGGAAAGAGGAAAUCCGGGGUGUUCCAGAAACUAUCGCUGUGUUGCCUCCAAGCGGGGAACUCCAGGUCUUUCUUGGAAAGAUGACAGUGACAUGCUGUUGGGGAGCUUGCGUUUCAGAAGAGAAAAACUUUGCUUCCGGAUAGAACCGGCGUUCUGGCGUCCUUGACUCCUUGUCCAUGCAAGGAUGAAAGGUUGAUUGGUUGACCUGAUAUAGAUCGUUGACAGUUAUUUCCCGAUCUGAAUUCAGUAGCCAGCAGUGGUGCGGUAAACUAAUACAGGGAGGGAGAUCGUUGCGUUGUA